Molecule: messenger RNA, 2496 nt
Organism: Aureobasidium musti
Lineage: Eukaryota; Fungi; Ascomycota; Dothideomycetes; Dothideales; Saccotheciaceae
Source: the annotation of a GenBank genome assembly
ACAAGCGCAUCUGGCUACGGCCAGGCACGAAGCUGGUCCUCGGCCGCACAUCCAAGCCAGAGCCAGGCCAACGCANUGCGAUACAUCGAGAACUCGUCCGUCUCCCGUAAACACUUGACUGUCGACGUCGCCAAAGUCGAGCCUGGAGAGAGCAAGCACCUACACGCAAAGACAAAGUUACAACUCACCGACAAUUCAAAGGUCGGCUCUUGGCUCAACAACGAUCGUCUGGAAAAGGGCACUGCAAGAGACUUGGACAAGAACGACAACAAGAUCAAGUUGGGCAACUACGAACACCUCUUCCACAUCAAAUGGCAACCCAUUGUCUUCUCCUUUCCCUCGCUUCCUCGCGCCUAUCGUCAACUCGAAGAUCCACUUGUAGACCAACGUCUGAUUCUCGAACCUCUGGGUAUCAAGUGUAUCGUUGAUUACAUUGCUCAAUUCACUUCUCAUCUCGUCGCAAAGAAGCGCAAUACCCCCACCACUCUUCAAGCUCUAGUCAAUGCUCGCUACAUUGUCAUCGAUGACUACGUUGAUCAGAUCCAACUAAUAUCGCUCGACGCUCUCGAACAAGACUUCAACGCAAACUGGCCAAGCGAAGAGCCAUACUCACCUCCACCCGCAAACGAGCCAAACCCUCGCCCCGACAAGUCACCCGACUUCCUUCCCAACCCAGCUCGUUCCGAAAUCUUCUCACACUACACCUUCAUAUUCAGCGACCCUGGACAACAUGCCAAUCUCAUGCCCACCAUCACUGGUGGUGGUGGAAAGGCUUUGUGCCAUCCCGUCGACAAUCAAAAUCCAGACCCUCAAGACUUAUUGAGAUAUGUUCGAGAAGUUGCUGGCAAGAAAUCGGACAAAGCUUUCAAUCUUGGCCAACAACCAAAGUCAAAAGGUGGCAUCAUUUUGGUCCGUAUUGGCGGCUACAAACAAGAGAAGUCAUGGUUCUAUGAUCAGGUUGAUUCUUCUUUGGGUCAAAGCAGUAUCGAGCAGAAUGAGCUAUUGGAAGUCAUCCUUGAUGCUGAUGCUUCAAAGUUGAAAAGACCUGCUGAAGUUGUCCAACCACCAGAGGACACAGUCAUGCAGAAUGGAACUCAGCGAGAAUCAGAAUCUCCUUCUGUGCGUCGACAAUCGAACAGGAUCGCUACAGAACUCCCAUCUGCAACUCCAGAGGAAGGUAAUCCCGAAACUUCCCAGCAGGAGGCACCAACAACAGGCAGACGCCGCGGACGCAGACCUUUGACACAACCGAAAUUCAAGGGCUUUGACGAGAUCGAUAUCAACGACUUGCCAAAGUAUCGUUCUCCGUCUCCUUCACAGCCUCCUUCGCAUCAACCGAGCCAAGCACCCUCACCAGACUUCAUGAAUGAGGAUGAACACGUUGAGAGUUCCUAUCCAGCACCAAGCCAACACACACAACGUUCAACCAGGAAGAGGCCACCACCAGAGGAUGAAGAGACCCAUCAUGAUAUGAUGGCUGACAUGCUGCAAGGUGCUGCAAGGAUGAAAAAACGUCGCAUCGAUGCAGGACUUGAGGCUUCUGCGUCGCCUAACGAAACACCAGCUGAAGAAGCCGCGCCAGCACCUGCGGUGAAGAAGGCCAAAAAGCGCAAGGACAAGGAAGUCGAUGUACGAGCCAUACUGGCAGAGCGCCAACAAGCAGAGGAGGAAAGGCGUCUCGAAGAUGAAGAGAAGCUCCGCGAUCAACUCGAGGGCAUGGAAGUGGCCGAUAUGCAAAACCUAGCACAAAUUGAGACCAUGGAAAUACGCCGUGAGCCUCCACCACGAUCAAGAUAUGAUGCCGAGGCUGGACACGAUGACCGCUGGGAUGAUCGAUGGAAUGGCCGCAAGAACUUCAAACGUUUCCGCAGACAAGGCACUGCAGCCAACACACAAACCCGAGCUCGUGUCUUCGUUUCCUUAGAAGAAGUCGAGCCAAAGGCAUACGGCGCGCAAGACGAAUAUUUCCUAGAACCUCGUUCAAAGAAGGCCGNNAGAAGAGGGCUCGAAGGAAGGCGAGACGAGCACAGCAGACACAAGACAGUAUGGAUGUCGAAGUCACUGCGACACCUUCAUCUGCCGCUGCCAAUGGUACACCUUCACAGCAGCGAUCGAACAAUGCAAACAACAGUAUUUCUCUCGUCUCGGAUAGUGACCAGGACAUCUCGUCGGAAGACGAAGNACAACGCCGCACGCUUCCGCCGCCGUAUUGCAACUUCUCGCGCUCAAGACGCCGAAGCCUCACGCCUAGAAGCUAUACUGCCGGAGGAGAUUGCAGGCACAGCUCGUGACCAAGACAUCGCUGAUGCAGCCAGACAAGCCAAGAGCAGUGCGUCUGUACGAACACAACCAGGCAAAAGGACAGCCAAGGGUGUUGUGGAUGAGAUCUCGCAGCCGAGGAAAAGAGUGCAGAGAAACCCUAGUCCAGAUGAAGUUUCCGAGGACGAGGAUGAUGAUGACGAAGAGAGUAGUACUCGCUUCAGACGCAGAAAGAAG